Messenger RNA from Ascoidea rubescens DSM 1968, 1479 nucleotides. Its product is annotated as spermidine synthase. The record is from RefSeq and is a predicted model, not a curated record. The transcript has a single exon. Gene Ontology annotation, biological process: spermidine biosynthetic process. Lineage: Eukaryota; Fungi; Ascomycota; Saccharomycetes; Ascoideales; Ascoideaceae. Gene Ontology annotation, molecular function: spermidine synthase activity. The coding region runs from base 414 to 1067 and encodes 217 amino acids. Gene Ontology annotation, cellular component: cytosol.
GGUUUGAGUCAAAAACAGUAUUUAAAAAAGUCUUUUGUCGACUUUUUUAUUAUUUUAUGAAAUAUAUCUUGCCAUCUGCUUUCUUAAACAAAAGGAAUCUUCUCGCACUUUCUCAAACUUUCUCGAAAAAAUCCUCAUCUCACCAUCUCCCAUUAUUCUUUUCCACUUUUUCAAUUUCUGAAAUGUCUCAACAAGAAUUAGUUCAUCCAACUAUCGUAGAUGGUUGGUUUCGUGAAAUAUCAGACACUAUGUGGCCUGGCCAAGCAAUGACUUUGAGAGUCAAAAAAAUUUUACACGUUGAAAAGACUAAAUACCAAGACCUAUUGAUAUUCAAAUCGACCGAUUAUGGCAACGUUUUAGUCCUCGACAAUGUUAUUCAAGUCACUGAAAGAGAUGAAUUUGCCUACCAAGAAAUGAUCGCUCAUUUGGCUUUAUUCUCCCAUCCAAACCCCAAAAAGGUUCUUGUCAUCGGUGGUGGUGAUGGUGGUGUUCUAAGAGAAAUCAUCAAGCAUCCAGGUGUUGAGUCUGCUAUUUUGUGUGACAUCGAUCAAAGUGUUAUUAAUGCUGCCAAAAAAUACUUGCCUAACAUGGCAAAAUCCUUUGACCAUCCAAAGGUUAACGUUCAUAUUGGUGAUGGUUUUAAAUUUUUAGAAAGUUAUAAAAAUCAUUUUGACAUCAUCAUCACCGAUUCUUCUGAUCCGGAGGGUCCUGCUGAAUCUCUUUUCCAAAAACCUUAUUUCCAAUUAUUAAAUCAAUCAUUAACCGAAAAUGGUGUCAUCACAACCCAAGCUGAAUCUAUCUGGUUACAUAUGAAAAUUAUUAAGGAUUUAAAAGACGCUUGCAGCCAAGUUUUUCCAAACGUCAGAUAUGCUUACACCACUAUUCCAACUUAUCCAUCUGGUCAAAUUGGUUUUAUGGUUUGCACCAAAAACAAAUCAAUCGAUUUAUCAAAACCUUUAAGAUCUUUCUCAAAAGAUGAUGAAAAAAAAUUAUUCAGGUACUAUUCUAAAGAGAUCCAUGAAGCCUCAUUUGUUUUACCAAACUUUGCAAAAGUUGAGCUCGAAUAAUAAAAAAAACGGAUUAAGAUUAACAAAUCAAUAAUGAACACAUCCAUUCAAUUAAUUAGUUUGAUGAAAUGGAAUGCUUUUAUGACUUUUCCUCCCUUAUAGCCUUUUUUUAUAUAUAUUUGUUUGAUCAUUGUUGCUUUUCUCAUCUGAUCAUCGUACAUAUAGAUAUAUAUCAAGGAAUAGAUUUUUUUUUUAUUAUUUACUCAUUUAUUCUUAAGUGUUUCCAAUUCGGAUCGAAGUUGUCUGUAUUUCAAAGUCAACUUAUAAUAUGCUUUAUAAAUUUUUGUAUUCUCUUCAAUUUCCUCGGCUAAUUCUUUUUGCAACUUGGUAUACUUGUCUUUUAAAUUUAAAUAUUUGAUCUCAAAUUUCUGAUUAUCAUUAUUAUUUUCAUUAUUAUUUUCAUUAUUAUUUU